CUUCUCCAAGCAGUCAUGCAGAACACAAAUUGAAAACUGUAAGGUGCCACCAUGGGUUCUUCUUCAGUUCUUCUUAUACACAAUUUAGGCACCUGUGUCAAAAAUUGAAGAUCAUGGUGAUGAUAGCGCAUGGAGAUACACCAGUCACCUGAACUCGGCGACGAGGGACAUCAGCAGGUCAAUUUUGUGCGAGCAGAUCUCACGGCCGCACGCACGGAGGCCGCGGCAUGGAGCCAGCGUCGGUGACCUCUGGGCCCGCGCCCAGGAUACGCGAGGUGUUCCAGUUUCGACGCCAACUCCGGCGAGCUCGAGCGGCGAGCUGCGGGGGCGGGGUCCUGGAUCCGACUCUUCCAGAAGGAAGAGCAAGAGCAGAACAGACCACCGAAAGAACAAUCCCAGCAAUGGCAGCAAGGUGUGCCCUUCCUUCACCAUCCUGCUUGGUUCACCAACCACUCUGCGGCAACAAGCUCGCCAAGAAACUCACUCCAUGCCUGUCGUCGCCAAGAGCCGUGAGGGUUAGAGUGAAUGCUGCAAAGCUUCCUCCAGGGGUUGAGGUGCCGAGGUUGCAGCCGAAGCUGAGCGAGCCCUUCUUGGGGUUCACCCAGACUGCCGAGAUCUGGAACUCCAGGGCCUGCAUGAUGGGCCUCAUCGGCACCUUCAUCGUGGAACUGGUGCUAAACAAGGGGAUUCUUCAGAUAAUUGGGGUGGAGGUGGGGAAGGGCCUCGACCUUCCUCUUUAAUUGCCAUUUCCAAAGCUGAUUGCAAGCUUUACUCUCUUUUUUUCUUUUUGAAACCUAGCUAUUAUAUUGCUCUGAAGAUAUUAAUGCAAUUCUGUUGGAUAAUCA
Panicum hallii is the source of this 845-nucleotide messenger RNA. RefSeq lists its product as uncharacterized. Lineage: Eukaryota; Viridiplantae; Streptophyta; Magnoliopsida; Poales; Poaceae. Bases 228 to 740 code for a protein of 170 amino acids. The record is from RefSeq and is a predicted model, not a curated record. The transcript is spliced from 4 exons.